AUGGAACGCGAACGAGACGCUGACUACUGCCUCCUCUUCGUCAAAAACCUCAAAGGGGCUGUGCUCGAAUGUUUUUCUCGUCUGAAACGAAACUCCAUCGGAAGUUUCUGUCAGCUCGCCUCGGAGUUUCUCAAACAGUAUUCAAUGUUCAUGGACAUGGAAACCUCAAACAUGGACCUUUGGAGUCUAUCUCAAAGAGAAGACGAACCACUCCGCGAAUUCAUGAACAUGUUCAAGCUGGACGCCCUUCACAAGGCAACGGAUUUCAUCAUGAUUGAAGAAGAGAUGAAAGUCCUCUCCCAGAAGUACAACCCACAAAAGACGUCCGCGAGAAGGAAAAACCCUCGUAACGACAGGUAUGUCCAUCGCGAGGGAGAAGAUCUCCAGGGCAAGCAUAAUUACGCUAUCAACUCCGAACAGGGAAAGACUUCCGGAAAUACCUGGACUAGGAACCAGUUCAAGGAUAAUUCCUACUGCGAGUUCCACCAGACCAAAGGUCAUUCCACUAUGAACUGCAAAGUUCUCGGCGCAAGGCUUGCUGCGAAGCUCCUCGCCGGCGAAAUUUCGAAGGUCACGGGCAUAAAAGACCUCCUCCUGGAUUCUGAUCUCCCUCCCAAAACUGAUAAAGAGUCCCCCGAAAAUGACACCCGCGAAAAUCAGUCGGGCAAGAAACGCGGAAGGAGGCAGGAUGACCGAGGAAACGACAACAACCGUCGAAGGAUGAGCAUGAUCAUCGGGCGAUCGAAAUUCUAUCGCGAUUCGAUCUCGUCGAUCAAAGCUUAUUGA
Molecule: messenger RNA, 786 nt
Organism: Brassica napus (rape)
Lineage: Eukaryota; Viridiplantae; Streptophyta; Magnoliopsida; Brassicales; Brassicaceae
Exons: 2
Coding region: 1-786 (261 amino acids)
Source: RefSeq, a predicted model, not a curated record